Messenger RNA from Suillus subalutaceus, 1848 nucleotides. RefSeq lists its product as uncharacterized. The record is from RefSeq and is a predicted model, not a curated record. Bases 58 to 1752 code for a protein of 564 amino acids. NCBI's taxonomy places the organism in Eukaryota, Fungi, Basidiomycota, Agaricomycetes, Boletales, Suillaceae. Gene Ontology annotation, molecular function: imidazoleglycerol-phosphate synthase activity. Gene Ontology annotation, biological process: L-histidine biosynthetic process. The transcript has 2 exons.
GAUAUGGCAACUCGCGAGUCACAUUUCAUGAUCGUGUCAAGCUUAAGCUUGUAAACCAUGGCACUCUUUCUCCUUGACCAUGGUGCAGGUAACGUCCAGAGCCUGGCUAAUUCAAUCAAGAAACUUGGUUAUGAUUUCUCGUGGAUAUCCAGUCCAGACGACUUCCACAAAGCAUCUAUCCUCGUAUUUCCAGGGCAGGGUGCUUUCCACACUGCGAUCGAGUGUUUGACAGAGCGUGGUCUACUUGAACCCCUCUAUGACUACAUUCAAUCUGGCAAACCGUACUUCGGCAUAUGUAUUGGGAUGCAGGUCCUCUUUGCAUCAUCUGUAGAAUCCCCAUCGACGCUUGGUCUAGGUCUCAUACCCUGUCAAAUGGAACGAUUCGAUGAUACCACUAAACCAGUUCCUCACAUGGGCUGGAAUACCGCUGAACCCAUAGACCCCGACACCCUAUCCUCAGAAGGUGUUUCUUCUUCAGAUCACUAUUAUUUCGUCCACUCGUAUCAUGCCAAAUAUGACCCAGAAGGCAAUCCUGAGGCUGCAAUAUGGGCGCACUCAACUACCCAAUACGGGCAGGAAGUAUUUAUAUCCAGCGUUCGAAAAGGCAAUGUAUUUGGUGCUCAAUUCCAUCCCGAAAAAUCCAGUGUUGCUGGACUCACUGUUAUCGACGCUUGGAUAAAGCAGUCUUUGGCAGGUCGCAUACCAGCCGAACCAUCACCUCGGAUUCCACGCCCUCCUAAACCGAAACACAGCUUCACUAGACGCAUCAUCGCUUGCAUGGAUGUUCGUGCGAACGAUGAAGGCGAUCUUAUCGUGACUAAGGGAGAUCAGUAUGACGUCCGCGAGAAGUCUCUCACAUCAACGCCACUAUCAAGCACUACUGCUGUCAAAACUGCCGGCGCCGUCCGCAACCUUGGAAAGCCUGUCGCACUAGCAUCCCGCUACUUCGAGUCAGGCGCCGAUGAGCUGUGUCUCCUUAAUAUCACUUCCUUCCGUCACUCCCCCCUCCGGGAUCAGCCAAUGCUCGCGGUUGUGCGGGCUGCAGCAGAGCGUGUAUUCGUACCGCUUACCAUCGGAGGGGGUAUCAAAGAUACAGUCGACCCUGAUGGCACGAAACGCUCUGCUGUCGAGGUCGCUGGUGCAUAUUUCCGAGUCGGCGCUGACAAGGUCAGCAUCGGUUCUGAAGCAGUCUACGCUGUUGAGAAAGUUCGCGCAGCGGGCGGUAGAUUGGACGGCAGCAGCGCCAUCGAAACUAUUUCGAAGGUAUAUGGGUCUCAAGCCGUCGUCGUGUCCAUAGACCCCAAAAGAGUAUACGUCGAUCCCGCCACAUAUGAUGGCCCCUACAAGGACGAGCUUGUGCAUGGUCGUCCAGACGGUCCCGAAAAUGAGCGGGGCAAAGCUUGGUGGUACCAAUGUACCGUGUCAGGUGGUCGUGAGACUCGCCCUGUGUCAGUUGUGCAACUUGCACAAGGUGCACAGAUCCUUGGCGCUGGCGAGAUUCUUUUAAAUAGCAUCGAUCGCGAUGGAACAGGCCUCGGCUUUGACCACGACUUGAUCGGGCUUGUGAAGCGCGCAGUGACUAUUCCUGUUGUUGCGAGCAGUGGGGCAGGGACCAAGGAACAUUUUGUGAGCGUGUUUAUUGAGACGGGCGUGGAAGCUGCUCUUGCCGCUGGGAUAUUCCAUCGGGAGGAAGUUGGAAUACCGGAAGUCAAAUUAGCUUCGAGGCAGGCGGGUAUCAACAUCAGAUCAUAAAGAAGAUAUCUAAAAUUAUAGACGAGCUGUUCAUACUGUAGCUGUGAUCAAGGGGUUCGUACUGUGUGAUCUUUAAUCUAUACUUUUCCAUAGAAG